AUGAAUCACUCCAAUCUUGCAAUUCCAACCCUCUCCCUCACCGUAACCCUAAUCCCCAAACACCCAAUUCGUCAUCUCCCACCUCCAAUUCCUAGUCGGAACUUUGCAAGCCCUAGCCUUUUCUUUCCUCUCCGGCUUAAUGAGACUCCGCCUUGUCUCGCCGCGAAAAGGGUUGUUCGGGUUAGAGCCACCGUCGACGGUGACGGAAAAACCGGUAACUGGGUUAACCGGUUGCCGAUUCCAGGACUCGGAGCCGAAAAUGUCUUCAGAUUGAUUUCGAGCGCGACGGGAAGUCCCAUCGGACAGUUCAUAUCUUCCCCUGUCACAUUCUUACAUUCGGUUGAUCCCAGGAUCAAAUUGGUAUGGUUAUUAACUCUUGUAGUUCUUCCUGCAAGAGCGAAUAUAGUUGUUCGUUUAGGACUUGUUGUAUGCACAGCUCUUUUGUCAAUCUGUGUUCUUCCUAGGCAAGUGUGGAUGGAUCAAUUGGCGAGAGUGUCACUUCUUUCUGGAAUCCUCYUCAUAACUCUGGGGCUAGGUUCAGAUGGUGCACCCGCAAUGCUUCAAUCAAGAACCCCACCAUCUGCAGUCACAAGCAUGCCCAAUCUUCCCAUGUCUUUGAGCGGUUAUUCGUACAUGUUACUGAAGCUUGGGCCUUUGCAAUUCACAAGGAAAGGUUUGUCUGUUGGAAGCACAGCUGCAUGCUUAACCUUUAUUAUCUUCCAAAGUGCUAGUAUUUGCCUUGCAACCACAACACCAGAGCAACUUGCGCUAGCUCUGCGUUGGUUCUUGUUCCCGUUGACAUAUAUCGGUGUUCCAGUUGGUGAAAUUAUCCUCACACUCCUGCUUUCACUGAGAUUCAUCAAUUUGGUUUUCGAUGAGGUCAGAAGUGUUGCGCUGGGCAUUGUAUCCCGAAGAGUAAACUGGCAGCAGCUUACUGCUCUGGAGACACUUGAUAUUUUCGCUUCUUUCAUUCGCCGGAUCUUCAAGAAUAUAUUUCGCCAUGCCGAGCAAAUAUCGCAGGCUAUGAUUGUUAGAGGCUUCAAAGGAGAGAGCAGUAGCCACAAGAUCUACUUCUUCUCGGGUUCGUCAAAUAAGAUUGCAGAUUUUGCAUCAGUCUUGUGUUUAAUUGGUGUAAUCUCAACCGCACUCUUGUCCGAAUACUAUCUUGUCUAA
Messenger RNA from Arabis nemorensis, 1173 nucleotides. The record is from the annotation of a GenBank genome assembly. NCBI's taxonomy places the organism in Eukaryota, Viridiplantae, Streptophyta, Magnoliopsida, Brassicales, Brassicaceae.